AGAAACUGCGGAAGUGGGACUCCCAAAUAGAUUCCCGUUGGAAGAGUAAAACACCGCGGCCCCUGUUGUUCACAUAAAAACUAAUCAAACCUCGGACUGACAUUCCCCCCUAAAGACAAUGGGCACCAGAGAUGACGAAUAUGACUAUUUGUUCAAAGUCGUCCUUAUUGGAGACUCUGGCGUGGGGAAGAGUAACCUGCUGUCCCGGUUCACCCGCAACGAGUUCAACCUGGAGAGUAAGAGCACCAUCGGAGUUGAGUUUGCCACGCGUAGCAUUCAGGUCGACGGCAAAACGGUGAAGGCGCAGAUCUGGGACACAGCUGGUCAGGAACGCUAUCGUGCCAUCACAUCAGCGUACUACCGCGGGGCGGUGGGCGCUCUCCUAGUCUACGACAUUGCCAAGCAUCUCACCUAUGAAAAUGUGGAGCGCUGGCUGAAGGAACUGAGAGAUCACGCGGACAGCAACAUUGUCAUCAUGCUGGUGGGCAACAAGAGCGACCUGCGUCACCUUCGUGCUGUCCCCACUGAUGAGGCCCGUGCCUUCGCUGAGAAAAACGGUUUAUCUUUCCUGGAGACGUCAGCUCUGGACUCAACCAACGUAGAGACAGCCUUCCAGACCAUUCUGACAGAGAUCUACCGCAUCGUCUCUCAGAAGCAGAUGUCAGAGCGUCAGGAGAGCGACAUGUCCCCGAGCAACAACGUGGUCAACAUCCAGGUGCAGCCCACUGAGAACAAACCAAAGAUGCAGUGCUGUCAGAACAUCUAGCCCCGUCCACCGCCGGUCUGCUGCUACUCCCCUCCUCCUCCUCUUCCCCUCCCUUCUCCCUCUCUCCCCAUUUCCUGGCUCACUACUCCACUCCCCCCUCCGCCUCAGAGAAUAGACUGCCUUGCGUACUGUGUGGUGAGGGAGGGACGACUCACGGCUUCAAAGCUGUGAACUCACCUCUGCACCCACCUGUACCUGCCUCCCCCUCCUGCCCUUUCUCCCCGCCCCCCCGCCCCCCCGCCCUAGGUGAAUAUAUCCCAGUAUAAGAAGAAGUCGCUGAGUGGGUGCCCCCAGCAGGACAGUAGGCAGUGAGCAUUUCAUAUCAUGUUAGAUUUCAUUAGUGUAGAAGCGCUGACACAAACGUCUUAAUAUAUGAAUGUGAUGAGUUUUUCUUCUUCUUCUCCACUUUUUUAUUGUCUCUGUCUUGUAUCAUAUAUCGACUGCAGCUGUAUAUGAAUUUAAAGCACAUCAAGGUUGCUGUGUUUUUCCUACAUAUAUAUAUAUAUAUAUCCUGUCAUUUUAGGCCCUGCCCCCUCCUCUUUAGUGCAAUGUACUGUUGGAAACCAUGUGGAUGUAUGGAGCACAACGUAAAUGUGUGUGUCCAUGCUCUCGUAGUUAAAAUUGCAUCUGAUUGCUGUGAAUAUUACGCCGGUGAAUUGUUUUGUGAGUUUUAAGUUCGCGCCAUGGAAACGUCAGUUGAGUGUGUACACAGUGCGCAGCCUUGUAAACCCUGUGGUCGCCGUGUCAACAACGGUCGCUGGGUUCGGACCAGCUUUGCAUGGCACCCUGCUGCGUUGCAUGUCCACUCAUGUUAAUGUUGUCCCGCUCUAAGUGGCGCCAUGUUGUGGUUGUAGACCACCAGACUUUAGGAAAAACAGUUUGAUUUGUUUUAAACUACAACUAUGCACAAACAAGCUGUUUGGAUUGUUUUUGUCCCCACUUUAUAGCUCAUGAAGGAAUAAAAAGACAGCAAAGGUAUCCUUUCAUUUACAUUCCCAUCAUAUUCCAAUAAUGUUAUAAUCACUCGUCUCCUGUAAGUCGUGCAAACUGAGCUCUGCAUGUAACCAAACACGUAGUUGCAACACAGAAGAAACGGGAAAUGGAUGAAGUUGUGUCGAAAAACGUUGCACUGAACCUUGUAACAUGUAUUUUAGUGAAUCUGCACCUCACAUCACGUUAGAUGAACUGCGUUUUAAAGAUGGUGCAACUGUUUAGAACCAAAAAACAGUUAAAUGUUAAACGCUGCAGAGGCUGAGGUUAAUCUGUUUCCUGAGAAGUAAAAGAUUUUGAGGACAUUUUUGAGAAUGAGCCUCGUUCUGAUUCGAUUCCGGUCACAGUGCCUCCUUCAUCUGUGUCAGAAAACACACACCUCAUUCACCUGUGACCAGGUCAUACUUGCCUCCUCCUUAACCACUAACCCCCUCAACCACUAACCAGUGACCCGUCUGUUGCUGGAGACAGAGUGCCGCGUUGUCCCGUCACAUGAAGCCUACCAACACCGAGCUGCCUCUGACUUCAACCCAGUGCAUGGCUUUCUGUACGACUGCAACUCCGCGUUGCAUCGCCUUAUGUAUCUAACAUUGCCAUUACUGUCCAUGGGUUAGCCGGGGUUCGCUAACAUGUGCUCAACAAGCUGACCGUCAUGUGUUAACACCCCUCUCAUCAACGACCCACUAACUGAACCCUGGAGCUUGUUCUGUAGAAGACGCAGGACGCAGCCGCGUGUGUGUGUGUGUGUGUGUGCGUGCGAAGAUGCUGAGGAUGGAGUGUGUGAGCGUGGCUGGCAGUGGCAAUGGCGUUUCUUGGAACAGACGGCACUGCCAGCCGAGCCCAUCCAGACUCGUUUUCUUCUGGUCCUGUUUCAUGCUCCUUUGUCGUUCCGUGUGUGUGUGUUUUUUUAAAUUGUUUGAUUUUCUUUUUUUUUACUUUAUUCUUAAAGUGACUGUAAGUCCAGUGUAAAUUCCAGUGUGUGAUAUGUCAUGUCAGUGAAUCUGGAGGGUUCCAUGUGAGGGGGGUCAUUACCAAUGGUUUUAUGUUUUGUACAGAUUGAUAAAUUGUACAAUUUAUGUCUAUAUCUUAAGUUAUCAGUUCAUCUUAUUAAAGCGCACCAGUCAUAAACCUUUA
Messenger RNA from Solea senegalensis (Senegalese sole), 2890 nucleotides. RefSeq names its product RAB11a, member RAS oncogene family (gene rab11a). Gene Ontology annotation, molecular function: GTPase activity; GTP binding. The record is from RefSeq and is a predicted model, not a curated record. The coding region runs from base 119 to 766 and encodes 215 amino acids. Gene Ontology annotation, biological process: neurotransmitter receptor transport, endosome to postsynaptic membrane; melanosome transport; exocytosis. The transcript has 5 exons. Lineage: Eukaryota; Metazoa; Chordata; Actinopteri; Pleuronectiformes; Soleidae. Gene Ontology annotation, cellular component: transport vesicle; postsynaptic recycling endosome; axon.